Molecule: messenger RNA, 939 nt
Organism: Laccaria bicolor S238N-H82
Lineage: Eukaryota; Fungi; Basidiomycota; Agaricomycetes; Agaricales; Hydnangiaceae
Exons: 7
Coding region: 1-939 (312 amino acids)
Source: RefSeq, a predicted model, not a curated record
AUGGACAGUACCUCCGCAAAUCACUUUAGCUUCAUCGCUGGUGUGCUCGGUUUUGUUAUGGCAGUCACCUCCGCCUCCGCCUGGUGCCGCGCGUAUUUUCCUAGUGUUCAGAUGAAAAUUCUGGAUGACUUGCUCAGGGAGACCCGGCAGAUUCACGAGCAGGCGGACGCCGAGAAUUUAUUCCCAUCUGAAAUUUUCCGGAAGAUAUCCAAGUCAAUGCUUGCUAGCAUGGAACAACGCAGCCUCUCACUUCGCAAAGGCACUUACAACGCGACGACCGUCAUCCAUGAAUUUCUUGCUCUUUUCAAUGGACUUUCACUACGCAUCAUCCAGCUGUCGUAUCGUGUCAAGAAACUCAGAGCUUGCUUGCAUGCCACCAGCGAGAUAGAGCGGAGCAAAAGAAGACAUGGAUUCAACGCCCCUUCGGGUGGUGGGGGCGCAGACGAUACCUCUGUACUAUUGCUGACGUCGAUCGAUGCCUCCUUCGACCCCGAGUCUGUGCAUUGUCCAAGUAACCAACAGUUUGGUGGGAGUUCAGAUCCCCGUCAGGGUCAGUCCGCCUCCUGCCCCACCGCACCAAGUGAACUUGAUAGCGCUGUGAGGGAAGCUUUGGUUGGACCGGGAGAUAGCCAUCAUCAAGUGCGGAUAAAUCUAGCGCCUUGCUUCGGGAACAGACCUAUAAUGCGACGUCAGCCGUCCAAGAUUAUCUGGCUCUGUUCAGCGGUCUUUCGCAAAGCAUCAUGUAGCUAUGGGCCGGUGUCAAGGCCUUGGGGCCUGCUUGUUUUCACAAUCGAGGACGAACGACGCCAGAGACGAGCUGGAGAGCAUGGACACUCUGCAUCAACGGACGUUAGGAUGAUGGAUUAUACAUGCCUAUAUGGAACAACGCAGCCUCCCACUUCGCGAAAGCACCUACAACGCGACAACUGUCAUUCAUGA